Molecule: messenger RNA, 338 nt
Organism: Staurois parvus
Lineage: Eukaryota; Metazoa; Chordata; Amphibia; Anura; Ranidae
Source: the annotation of a GenBank genome assembly
UCAUGCUGCUGCCAGGUCCAGAGUGUGUCAUGGGUCCCUGUACGGCCUCCCAUUGCUGCUGUCUCCAUCGCCACACUCUGCCAUGUGCCACUUUCAGGUCUCCUCACACUGCUGGUGGGUUCCAUUUUGUCAUAGGGUGCUGGUGCUGUAUGGCCUCCCAUUGCUGCUGCCAGGCCCGUAAUCUGUCAUGGGCCCCUGUACCGCCUCCUCAUGCUGCUGCCAGGUCCAGAGUGUGUCAUGGGUCCCUGUACGGCCUCCCAUUGCUGCUGUCUCCAUCGCCACACUCUGCCAUGUGCCACUUUCAGGUCUCCUCACACUGCUGGUGGGUUCCAUUUUGU